AUGCAAACUACUUCAAAAGAAGCUCGAAUCAAUUUAGCUAUUGAGGCUAUUCGUAUAUCUCAAAAUUUGAGUAUUCGGAAAGCUGCAAAACUCUAUAAUAUACCUUAUACUACCCUUACCUCUAGAAUGAAUGGAAUUCUGCCUCUUACUGAACGUCGAUCAGCAAAUCAUAAAAUGACAGAAUUGGAGGAGAAAUCGCUUCUUCAAUAUAUAUUGGAUAUGGAUGAAAGAGGGUUUAGUCCUCGAAUAAGUGAUGUGGAAGAUAUAGCGAAUUACAUACUUGAAACGCAGGGUGCGAAGAAGACAUACAGGACCUACGUAAUCCGUGGGUGCUACGUCUUCCGUAUCCUUCUCGUACCAACAGUUGGAAAGCUCUGGGCUUAUCGUUUUGUGAAACGAUAUACAGAAUCAAAGAUACAUUUUAAUUGCGUUUAUGAUUUUCAAAGAGCUUUCUGCGAAGAUUCAGAGCUUAUUGAAAGAUGGUUUCGAUUAGUAUCGAAUAUACGGGCCAAAUAUAGUAUUCUGGAUUGCGAUUUCUACAACUUCGAUGAGACAGGCUUUAUAAUGGGACAAAUAUCACCAUAUAUAGUAGUUACUAAAGCUGAUCGAUGUGGAAAAAGCAAAGCUAUACAAUCAGGUAAUCGAGAAUGGGCUAUAGCGAUUAUUUGUGUUGAUGGAGAAGGUCACAAUAUACCUCCGUUUUUGAUAACAGAUAAUGAGACAGGUCUUGAAUGGAUUAAGCACUUCAACAAAUAUAUUGAAAGUAGGAAAAACUUUAUCAAAGCGCAUAUCACUUAUAUUACCAAAACCGAGUUCUUUCAAGUCUUCAAAGCUGCAUAUAUCGAAGCAAUAUCUAUAUCAAAUAUGAAAAGUCGUAUUGCUCAACAUCAAGGGAGCUCAUCUACUCCAAUAUUUAAAACAAUUGCAACUUUAGCUAAAGGUACAAAGCUCUUAGCUUAUACGAAUACACUUUUAGUUGCUGAGGUUCAUAAUCUCCGCAAAGCAAAUGAAGCACUUGGUAAACGCCGGAGAGCUAGAAAAGCUUUAAUACGAAAAGGAGGAGUACUUUCAGUAGAAGAUAAGCAUGAUAUAUUAGAACAAGAGAAUAUAGAAGAUCAGAUACAAUACGAUGAAUUUACAAAUGAUGAUUCUUCAGCAAGGAGGCAAGCUACUAUACGACGAUGUAGCAAAUGUGGUAGUGCUUCACAUAAUACACAAACUUAUCAAUUAGAUCCAGCAUUAGUUGAUCUUUGA
This is a messenger RNA of Sclerotinia sclerotiorum 1980 UF-70, 1254 nucleotides long. RefSeq lists its product as hypothetical. Gene Ontology annotation, cellular component: nucleus. The transcript has 5 exons. The record is from RefSeq and is a predicted model, not a curated record. The coding region runs from base 1 to 1254 and encodes 417 amino acids. Gene Ontology annotation, molecular function: DNA binding. NCBI's taxonomy places the organism in Eukaryota, Fungi, Ascomycota, Leotiomycetes, Helotiales, Sclerotiniaceae.